GCUACCAUUUUUUCCCGUAUUGUUUUCAUGGCCGUUUCGAACUUCUUCCCUAACCUCCAAAUUUUCCCUCACUUUCUCGUGCCCCAACCAUUUUCCCUCGGACUUUCCCGCACUUUCCCUGUUGCGACUCCUCUAUGCAGGGCUUUCCGAGAAUGGCGGGAGUACGAGGAGGCGGUGAAGCGGAAGGACCUCGCCGGAGCUCUGAGGUUCCUGAAGUCCCUUGAAAGCGAACGCCAAGAGCCGCUCGUUGACGGCGUUUCUCCGGCAACUGAGUUGACUCGGCUACGGUUCCUCGAGUCGGAACGGUUCGGGCCGCAGAGGGAUUGGGAGGUUCUAGACACGUGCUUGAACGCUGACGACAUGAAGCUUGUUGCUAACGCUUACAAGUUCCUCAAAGAUAGGGGUUUCUUGCCCAAUUUCGGUAAAUGCAGAAACAUUGUUUUGGAGGGACCGAGGAAAGUGACACCAGAUGUCUUGAGCUACUCAACUGGUUUAGAAGUGACUAAACUUGCUCCCAAGAAGUGGGGUCUUUCAGAUGGUUCAAAUAUUGUUUUGGCUGCAUUUCUUGGUGGUGUUUCCUUUCUUAUAUCACAAGGAAUUGACCUCAGGCCCAACCUUGCAGUGGUAUUGGGGCUAGCUGCUGCAGAUGCUAUAUUUCUUGGCGGUACUUGUUUAGCUCAAAUCUCAAGUUAUUGGCCACCAUUUAGGCGCCGAAUUCUUGUUCAUGAAGCUGGACAUCUAGUAACAGCUUACCUAAUGGGUUGCCCAAUUCGAGGGGUGAUUUUAGACCCUAUAGUUGCAAUGCAAAUGGGCAUUCAAGGACAGGCAGGGACUCAAUUUUGGGAUGAAAAACUUGCCAAUAACCUUGCUGAAGGCCGACUCGAUGGUACAACUUUUGAUAGGUACUGCAUGGUACUUUUUGCUGGUAUUGCAGCUGAAGCUCUUGUAUACGGUGAGGCAGAGGGUGGAGAAAAUGAUGAAAAUCUAUUUAGAGGCAUCUGUCUUCUUCUUGAUCCUCCGUUGUCAACAGCUGAGAUGUCCAACCAAGCAAGAUGGUCAGUUCUGCAGUCAUAUAAUUUGCUCAAGUGGCAUAGAGCUGCGCACCGAGCUGCUGUUAAAGCAUUGGAAAGCGGUGGCAGCAUGAGUGUUAUAAUUAGGAGUAUCGAGGAGACUCUGUAUUGUAAAAUAUGAGUAUCAGAAGCUUAUACAUAAGAAACAUUUUAUUUUUUCAAGUUGCUUACAGGUUCUGAAUAUGGAUCUGACGUGAAGCUGCUUUUACUCCUGUAUGUACUACAUAGCAUAUUAUGCAGAUGGUCCACAUCUGUUACGCGUUGUCUACCAAAGCAGACAGCAAUUAAAGGAAUAAUUUCUGUUCCAACAAGUGACCGUUAUGUCUCGAGGCUGGACCCAUCUUUCACCCAAUAAGUGAUACCAGUAGAGACAGUCAUCGUGAGAACGGUAGCUUAUCUUCAGAAUAAUUCUGAGUUUUACACAAGAUUGUGUAAUUUUUACCUGCAUUAUUACCCGUGCUAAAUCAAUCAUGAGUCUUAGAAAAUGGUUUGUAAAUUAAUGUAUUAAAUGUUUCUAGAAAUCUGGCUUUCUAGAUUAAUCAGUUUUAAUUGGCUUUCUGGAUUACUCGGUUUUAA
Messenger RNA from Vigna unguiculata (cowpea), 1646 nucleotides. Its product is annotated as ATP-dependent zinc metalloprotease. Lineage: Eukaryota; Viridiplantae; Streptophyta; Magnoliopsida; Fabales; Fabaceae. Gene Ontology annotation, molecular function: ATP binding; ATP-dependent peptidase activity; metalloendopeptidase activity. Gene Ontology annotation, biological process: proteolysis. The record is from RefSeq and is a predicted model, not a curated record.